UUUACUUGAAAUCAUAUCUUUUCACCAUUUUCGCAUCGAUUUGCAGGUUAAUGAACGGACUUGGGGUGAAGCACAUCAUAUGGCAGAGCUACAUAUAAUCGGGCAGAUCAUUGGGGCCAGUGGUUUCCCUCAAAGCAGCCUGUUCUGCAAGUGGGGCAUUCACACCGGAGGAGCAUGGAGACUUUUGUCUGGUCUAAAGGAGGGACAGACACAAGUGGACAUACCCCAGAUAGGUGAAAUGGCUUACUGGAGUCAUCCUAUCGAUUUACAUUACUCCACUAAAGGCCUUCAAGGUUGGCCAAAGCUUCAUGUACAGGUUUGGCACCAAGACUCUUUUGGCAGAUGUCAGCUGUACGGUUAUGGUUACUGCCAUGUGCCCUCCAGCCCCGGACAGCACCGGCUGCAGUGUGUAACCUGGAGGCCAGUAGGCACCUGGCAGGAACAGCUAGCUGAGACGUUUGUAGGUGGAGGCUUUCAGCUUCGCUCUCCUGACCUCAUUUACAGUGGAGCAGACAGAUACAGACUUCACACAGAGGCUAUGGGCACGGUAGAACUAGAACUGUGUGUCAUUCUGCGGCAUUUUGAGCGAUAUGGCAUAGAGAGCUGAGAGACAUGAGACUCAUGAGACAUCUAAUGAGAUCUAUUUCAGAGGUCAAGAAAUCAGAACUUCAUUACCUAGUCCACCAAGUCAGAGCUACUUCUCAAAAGAUCGCCUGUCAUCCACGAACACUAAUUAGUAUAUUUUGUACAAAAACACUCUUCUGACAGCAGGUCACACAUUAACUAAUCUGAAGUGCAGCAGGCGGUGGGAUUUGGAAGGAUUAGUGUGUACUAUAGCAUGGAGGUGCACCAGCUCACUGUGAAGCACAUUACAUUUCAAUAAAAAACAAAUAGUGCUUGUCCUGGGCAUCUGGGCUACCUCUUAGUCCACCUCUGCAUUUUAUUUACUUUUACAGUAGUGAAUUUGUGACUGUUUCCUAUUCAGAGAAGAUGUCAAGGUGUCAUCGAAUCUGUGGCUUGUGAGAUAUCUUUGAUACAAAGAAAAUGAAUAUGACUUGUGUUUUUAUCAGUUUUGUACUCAUUUUUUACACAACUUUAUUGUAUUUUCUGUUGUAAUUUAAAAUGAAUAAAACAUUUAUUGCUUAAUUCUUCAUGUAUAUGUAGGACCUACAUUUUUAGUUUAUAUCUCAGUUGACUUAUUGUAAUAUUUUUGGUGUUGCAAACAGUAAUGAUUGGAAAACGUGUAAUACAUUUAUUCUGUUUUCAGUCAAACAACCACACAGUACUAGUUUAUGCAGGUUGAUGUUAAAAAUUAGUAUAA
Messenger RNA from Hemibagrus wyckioides, 1321 nucleotides. RefSeq names its product B9 domain containing 2 (gene b9d2). The record is from RefSeq and is a predicted model, not a curated record. Gene Ontology annotation, biological process: cilium assembly. Gene Ontology annotation, cellular component: MKS complex. The transcript has 4 exons. Lineage: Eukaryota; Metazoa; Chordata; Actinopteri; Siluriformes; Bagridae. The coding region runs from base 80 to 607 and encodes 175 amino acids.